Hydatigera taeniaeformis is the source of this 993-nucleotide messenger RNA. The record is from the annotation of a GenBank genome assembly. Lineage: Eukaryota; Metazoa; Platyhelminthes; Cestoda; Cyclophyllidea; Taeniidae.
AUCCUUAGGCCAGCUGCGACUUCGUCAAGGAAAAUGCGAACCAGGGCGAUCCAUCAGAGUGCUUCGGUCUCACGACCUGCACAAUUAGAUAGCGAGAACGAGGAGGGGUGGACUUGCGCUCUGUCAAAAGUGAGUUACUUUCGGUUACGUCUGGGCAUGCGUCGGCGUCUCAAGGCGAAAGGUUAUACUGCUCCUCUCUCUUUCACCCUUCCCGUACCCGCCAACCCAGGCAAUCACGGGCGAAGGACGGUGUUCAUGCUGCCAGACGACAGCCCUUCCGUUCUAAGUUCUAAGUUUGGCGCCAUUUUGGCUUCCUUCCUCCGUCCCACUUCCCUUGUCGCCGUUGUACUAGCGCAGCUACGCCCACGCUUUAGCUGCUCUGCGGGCUUUGCGACUCUUCUGUGCCUGGGCCUUGGCAACCCUGCGGUCGACGCUGCUAGUCUCCGCCAACUCGCCUUCCUUUCAGCCCUCGUCCAGAUGUCUGAGGGCAUUUUCUCUCCCGGAAAGACGUUCGUCUAUGACCCAUUGCUCAAAACUACCUCAAGGAACUUUAUUAGGGAGUUGGGCUUUUAUAUUUUGUCCUCAAAUUUGGAGGGUCAAUACCAGCUACCGAGGGGGCAUCCAACUUUAGUCUUCCUUCCCCAUUGCCCAAUUGCUCUGGCUGAGGGCUUGGUUGCGUCCAACUGGCAUCCUGACGUACUCAAUCGCCUUACUUUUCUCUCGUGUCCUCUAAAGCCGCGCGCUGGCAUCGCAGAAGUCCCUUGUAUUGCGCACCUUCAGCCCUUCCGCUCUUACUCGCUCCUCAAAACAGAGGGAGAACGCGAUUUCGAGGGUAUCCGUAUUGAAUGGUUCCACAUUCCUGCUGGCGUGGAUCUCGGGGCCGCGAAAAACAACGAAAAGGUGGCUACCUCUUAUAGCGAUCUUCUCACCUUUGAAGCCAUCCCGUCUUUCAUCGAUGGCGAGGAUACGAAAUCGACGGAUGAGAUCUCCUAA